Messenger RNA from Parasteatoda tepidariorum (common house spider), 7082 nucleotides. RefSeq lists its product as uncharacterized. Lineage: Eukaryota; Metazoa; Arthropoda; Arachnida; Araneae; Theridiidae. Gene Ontology annotation, molecular function: protein binding. The record is from RefSeq and is a predicted model, not a curated record.
CUCUUCAAAAGGAAUUAUUUAAUUUAAUUCCGCACAGAAACCGAUACGGUUUGUUCAUGACUAUAAUAACUACUAUUAUAUGAGUGUGGAUAUUUAUGAUGGAUAAAAUGAACGUGACGGUUGAUGCUGAAGGGAAAAGUUUACUGAAAUUGUUGUUAGCGAAAUCUCAGUGUGCAGCAAUCGCCCAAUUUCUGCAGUACGAUGACAUAUACCAAAGCCACAUUUACAUAAAUGCAUUAGUAGCAAUAAAAAAUGCAAUAAAAACCGACGAUGCGCAGAAAUUUAAAGAAUUAUCGUGUGCCUUGGCGAUAGUGAGUGACGUGGACAUUUUUCCGAACUUAAUUUCUUGCUUUAAUUGCCAUGAGAAUCCUUUUAGAAUGUCUAAUGUGGUUAUACUGGCUUGCGAACACAAUCGAUUAGAAAUCUUGAACCAUGCAUUUAGUGAUACGUCAUCGAUUAUUAGUGAUCUUUCCAUUAAAGUUGGCAGGACAUUUCCUUUGCCCACCGAUGAGGACGACGAAGCCCACAAUGCUUUUUAUUACGCUGUGCGCUCAGGGAAUACGCAGCUUCUUGAAGUUUUAAUGAAGAAGUGGCCAUUGGAUUAUUUUUCUGCACACACUGAAGAAUUGUGUUCUCUCCUAUCAAAGAGCUUGGAUGAGCUAUCGUUGAAAAAUGUAGAUGUAUCAGUCGAAAUGAAGAUAUUUGUACAAAGUUUUCUAUUUGACUACUGUUUCGAAGAAAAUCCUCCGUCUGAUGCAGAUGAUUAUACACAAGAUGAUAUCCAAGAGAGAAUAUCGCUUCUAUUGGACUACAGUGAUUCAAUUAAAACAAAAUACAGAAACAGGGAAUCUAACGACCUCAUUAUUUUCUUAGCGAAACAAAUCGCUCAAAAUAUUUUCACUCUGAAAAAAUGGCUGAAAUCAACGUAUGACAGAAUCCCUUGGGAAGAAAUGGAAUUUCACUUAAUCUCUUUUAUCCGGCAUCUGAAUAACCAAGGGAGCUACAUCAACUGCUUUGUAACAGAGACUGAUUUUGUGAAAUAUCUGUGUAACUUCUCUCAUUUAGUGGCGGAAUUAUGCGAUAUCAAAAAUACGGACUUGGAUCAAUUAGGUACAUUUCCUGAUAUCAAUCGUGACGAUAUGGUAAAGUGCAUAAUUGAUAAAUAUCCAAUUUUUAAAGAAUUUUAUCGAAAUUAUGAAUUUAUUCGAGACUAUGAGUCUCUUAUUAUUAUAAAAAAAUACGUUGACAUAGCGACUAGAGUAAACCCGCUUGAAAAAAGUGGAAAAACUAUCAUCGUCAGGGCAUUACAAGUGAUAGGCGAGAACAUAAAAAAUACAUUAGAAUCGCCUAAACUUUCUACCGCAACGAACGAUUAUUUGAUGUCGGCUUUACCUCCUCAAACAAACAGCAUUUUAAAAACUUUGCGAAAUUCCUUUUCGCAUGGUUUUCCUUUAUCAGUGUGUCAAGAAAUAGAAAAAAUCUUUGGCUAUGAUUUUUACACACUUGUUCAGAAAGACAUCAAAAGUUUAAAUCACGGAAUCACUUCAGUUCUUCAGAAAAUAAAAUCUAAAACUCUGGCGAUUUUGAUGGAAAAAUGUUAUAAGUGUGAUGACGAUGAUGCAUUCAAAGACAUGUUUCGUAUGUUUCCAAUGCUAAAGUUAAAUGAUGGUGUUAAGCUUUUGCCAGUAAACACUGAUAUAAUUGAAUUAGACAAACUCAUAUCUGACUUAAGGGAUAUAAUAAAAGUAAAAACGAAUUUUGUCGAGGAUACUUUUUCAAAAAUAGCAGAUAUUAUUAAUUUUGAAAAGACUUUUUUAAAAAUUUCCAAAGACAAAUUUGAAAUAGGCCUGGCCGUAUUUUUAUCUGCAGCACGCGGUCCUGGGUGCAAAAUGGAUAGUUCAUAUUUUGCUGAGAGAAAAAAAUGUAUCGGUGACGGACUGAAAUGCAUAAAUUCUCAACUGAAAUCUCGAGGCGUAGCGAAUAUCGGCUCAUCAAUACAAGCAAUUUACAAGAAAGUUAUUUCUAAAGUAGAUGGGCAGGAUUAUUCGAAAUUUUUUACGGUACUUUUCAAGAUUUUUUACAUAACUGAAUGCCAAGAACACGAAGUUAAAUACCUUCAGAAACUCAGGAAAACUUACGAAAAAGCUGCCAAAGUAACUAAAAAGAAAGUUGACAUCAUUAAAAUGUCACCAUCUGGGUGUUAUCAAGAUAUCAUAUCGGAAGACAUUACAUCUUUAAGGAAAAUUAUAUGUGAACAUAAUUUAUCUGAAAAUGACAUUAAAUCAUUUCUUACGUUUAAGAAUAAUUUGGAAAUGCAAAUUGAAAUUGAAAUGCUCAUCCUGUCCAUUUUAGCCAGCUUAGAGCAUUCUGAUCUUUAUUUGAUAACGAGGCUGCAAUUUAUGGAGGAGGAUAAUUUUUUAUUGUUUGGCAGAAGUCUUAGAAAUUAUCUAGCUCAUGGAAAUCCUCUAGUGGACAUUGUAAUGGAUUCCCGUCUGUCAAUAUUUCUAUUUGCCCUGAAGAUUAUCAGACACGAUAUUAAUCGAAAAGGAUAUUUCACGAUCAGUCGCAUAAACAAUAGGUCUAAUACUGAAUAUAAAGUUGAAAACCAAGAAAGACUGUUCUACGCUCUGUCUAGUAAUUCCUUAGAUAAGGUGAUACACUGGAUAAAAGAAGGGGCUGAUGUCUAUGGAAGAGACAGUAAUUUGCUGACAGCUUUGCAUUUUGCUGCAAAAUCUUCUAACAUUAACAUUAUGAAGCUCUUAAUUAAACGUGGCUUGAACCCCAAAGUCAAGGAUAUUUAUAAUCGAAAUCUCCUCCAUAUAGCAGCUGCGUCAGGCUGUAAGGAUAUAGUUUGUUAUAUUAUAGAAGAUCUAAAAAUAGCUGUGGAUGAAGAGUGUGAAAGAAGGCAGACAGCACUGCACAUUGCGGCAGAAAAUGGUCAUGUAGACAUCGUAGUGAUUUUACUUAAUCAUAAAGCUUCAAUAUAUAUUAAAAACAGCUACGAUUGGACGCCUAUACAUAUUGCUGUAAAGGACAAUAAAGUUGAAAUCGUUAACUUAUUCCUUCAAAAUGUUGUAAAUAUUAACUCGAUCCUUACAACAAGUUGUGGUACUCGAUCUCGGACACUUUUAGAUGAGUUUACUUUAUUACAUUUUGCAGCUGAGCGGGGUCUCUUGGAAAUGGUCAAUUGCUUACUGCUUAAAGGAGCUGAAAUUAAUUGUGUUUCCAAUACAAUGGUCACAGCAUUGCACCAAUCUGCUUACGCUGGUCAUACAGAGAUUGUCGCAUUGUUGAUUUCAAAAGGAGCAAACGUUAAUGCGAUAAAUUCAGAUAAAGACACUCCCCUUCAUUACGCUGCAGUGAAUGGACACGCAUCGACUGCUGAGGUUUUGUUAAAACAUGGGGCGAAUUUAAUGGCUUCGAAUAGCGUAGGAUAUUUACCUUUGCAUUACGCUAUUAUGCAUGGAAGUAUUAGCUUAAUAAAAACUCUCAUGAAACCAGGAGAAAGUAUUAAAGAUGUUACACUGAAGGGUAAAUCCAUACUCGAGUAUGCAAUUUCUCAUAAAAAUUUGGACCUCAUUAAUUGCUUAAUUGAUAAUAAAAUAUCUAUUAACUAUAGAAACGUUAAUGGCAACACUCCUCUUAAUCUAUGCAUACAAAGGGGUUCAAUAGAUAUUGCGCUGCGAUUAAUUGAAUGCGGAGCCGACAUUAAUGCUAAAGAUAAAAAAGGUUUGACACCUUUGUGCCUUUCCAUCGUGCUAGGUUACUAUGAUAUAGCUGAAAAGAUUUUAUUGGAGAAGAAGGUUGAUAUUUAUUCAGUUAAUGAAAGAGGGCAAACUUUAUUGCAUAUCUGUUCCUCAGUUUCGAAAAAUCUGAUACAUUGGGAAGGAAAUCGAGCAGUGACUAUGGCGAAUGAAAAUUAUGAUGAAGUCAUGUCUAACACGAAAGUACUUAACAUAUUUAAAACACUUGUUAAAGAAGGGCUUGAUUUUAAAAUAAAAAGUGAUGAUGGCCAGACGCCUUUGCACGUAGCUUGCAUCUCAGGUAAUACUGAAAUCGUACAAUAUUUCAUCACAAAAUUAACUGACAUUAACGUCUAUGACAAACAAGGAUACACGCCCUUACAUCACGCCGUUGAGUGCAAUCAUCUUGAGAUUGUUAAUGUGCUGUUAUUGAGUGGAAAGGGUUCUUUAAACUCUAUGACACUUGGAGGUGAUACUCCAUUGUGUUUGGCCUCAAAAGAAGAUCAUACAGAAAUAAUUCAGGCGUUGAUCGUAAGUGGAGCUGAUGUAAAUGACGGAGAUCCUCUCUAUAAAGCUCUCUCGCGGGGACAUCAGGACGUAUGCAUUAUUCUUCUCCAAAAUAAAUCAAUAGAUAUCGAGAAACAAUUUAAUGAUAAAGGUGAAACUUUUCUAAAUAUUGCAAUACUCAAAGGUUUGAAGCGAGUAGUUUCUUAUUUUUUAGGUAAAAGGAAAUUUUCAGGGUCAGUUGACAUAAAUCAUUCUUUCUUUUUGGCCAUUCAGAGUGAUUUUGAAGACAUAGCAACUAUCUUGUUAAAUCGUGGAGCUGAUGUGAAUAAGAUUAAUGAAAAUAAUGAAACCCCUUUACAUCUAGCAUCUUCUUUAGGCCAUUCGAAAAUCAUAAAAGAACUGUUAGAUAAAGGAGCCGAUUUUACUAAACUAAAUUCAAGAGGUCUAAGACCCAUUGAACUGGCAAUACUGCAUGGUCAUGUGGAUUCAAUAAAAACAUUUUUCCAGAAUAAAACCACAGAUGUAAAUUCCAAAGGAAAAAAUGGUUUUGCUUUUUUACAUAUCGCUGCACAAUGUGGUCAUCUAGACAUGGUAAAAUUCAUUAUAAAUGAAGGUGCUGCAAUUAAUAUGGUUGACGAUCUCGGUUAUAAAGCAAUACACAUAGCAGUUCGAGAAGGACAUUUACAGAUUGUAAAAUACUUUAUUCAAUGCGACGUUAAACUAUUAACAGAACGUGGAUGUGCAAAUGAGACUCUUCUGCACCAUGCAGUUGAAGCAGGCCAGACAGACAUUGUUAAAUAUUUAAUUGAAAAAGGAAUGGAUGUCAAUGAACCUGGCGAUGAGGGAGUGAGGCCAAUUCAUUUAGCUUCAAUAUUAGGUCAUGAAGAAGUGCUCAAAGUACUGCUGAACAAUGGUGCUUUUUAUGACUGCGUUGAUGGUACCUCUCACAAAACCCCAUUGCUUCUUACUGACAAGAUAACUGUUAAAAAAACAUUACUGAUGAUUGAAAAACUUUUUAGCUUUGUUAAAAAUAACAACAUUUUAAACGUAAAAUCUCUUGUUGAUAAAGGAGCAUGCAUCCAUGCAAAGGAAUCGAAAAAUGCUACACUUCUGCAUUAUGCUGCUUGGAAAGGUUACAGUGAAAUUGUUCAAAUUCUGUUGGAAAACAAUGCAAAUCCUAACGUAUUUGGCAAAAAUAACGCUACACCACUACAUUAUGCUUCUACAUAUAGCAAAGUGGAAGUAGUAAAAAUUCUGCUAGAAAAUGGUGCAAUGUAUAACGUAAUGACAGACGGUUGGAAAACUCCUCUUGAUCUAGCUUCAGAUAAACGAGUUGUUGACUUAUUAAACUUAAUAGAUAAUUCUUUCAAGAGUGUGCAGAAUUCAAAUAUUCAGAUUUUGAGCAUUCUAGAAAAAUGUGAAUAUUCUGAAUUUUUAAAAUCUUUAGCGUGUUCAAAAAAUAAAGAAGGGAAAACUCUAAUGGUUUGCGCCAUUCUCAAUAAUUUUCCCAAAUUCAAACACCUGAAGUCAUUCUUUUUCGACCCUCAUAAAGCCACCAGUCAUAUGUUCAAGCAGUUAGCUGCCGCAGGACAUUUUGAUGAAGCUCUAAGCAUGCUGAACAAUUUUCAGAAAAAAGCAUCACAAAUGUUUGGUUCAGAUAAUCCCAUUACGUUGGAUAUUGAAUUAGAUUCUGUAUCGAUACUUUACCAGCAACAGAAAUACAACGAGGCACUUUCCAAAGCUCAAAGUUUGUCCGAAAAAUGGAGAGAGAUAUUUAGAGAACGAAACAGUCGCACUCUAAUCACGCAAUCAUUAAUAGCUUCCAUUCUGCACAGAUUAGGGAAAAGUUUAGAAGCAGUAGAGAUUUUGCGUGAAGUUUCCACAUUACAAAAGAAACUUUUUGGAUUGGGUAAUUCUGAUACUUUAAAAACAUUCAGUGAUUUGGCGAUCGUACUGGACGACCUUGGCUGGCAUGAAGAAGCACUGAAUAUAAAUAACACUGUUUAUGAAAAGCAUCUUGAAAUCUAUGGUUCAAACAAUUAUCUUACUGUGAUAGCUAAGAAUAAUAUGGGAAACUCUUUUACUCUCUUGGGCAGAUAUGACGAAGCUCUUUCGUCUUAUAAUUCUGCUUAUGAUUAUUUCAUUAAAGAAUUAGGGGUAAAUCAUAAGAAAACUGUAACUGUGCUUCAUAAUAUCAAACAUGUAUCAUGCCUUCAAGAUUUGUCUGAUAAAACUAUCGAAGAUUAUCAGAAGAUUUUAUAUAUUCAGGAGAACGUCUUAGGUCCGAUGCAUGUAGGUACUUUAAGGACGGAGAAUAAUUUAGGAAAGUUUUUAAUGAAGAGAGGCAAAUUCAUGGCAAGUGUUAAAAUUUUAAAAGAAAAUGUUAAGAAGUUAAAGACAGUCUUGGGAAAUAAAAAUUCAACAGUAUUAGAAACGGAAGAAUUUAUAGACAAAAUUAAAUAUGGAGUUGAGUUUUUAGAAACUUUUUAACGUUAAUUAUUUUUAAAAAAAUCUAUGAAAUAUUUGAAAUAUUCUUGCAUGCGUUUAAGUAGGUUCAUUAAAAAACAUUAAAUAAGUGGUGCUGAAUUUAAUUUAUAAAUCCAGUUCUAAAUCCAGUUUAAAACUAUCGUAAUACAUUUAAUUUUUGAAUUUUAACGUUUUAGCUUCUCUGCUUCAUUAUAAAUGGGUUGUUUUAAGUUCGAACAAUAAAGAAAACUGUUGAAUUAUUCAAAUUUUACUCAAAUGUGUUUUGAGUUAAAGGCAUGCUUAGACACUGUGACAAUACAGUCUAUAAUACUAGGAGAAAAAUCCUGAUGUUCCUGAUCUAUAAAA